GCCAUGGCGGAACUGCGAGAGACGCCGGAAACGGAAUGACGUAGACGCGGCGCGGGAAGGGGACGGAUUGGACUGUACCAAAUUCGGAAAAAGAUUGUCUGGUUGCACUCUAGUUCUCCUAGGACCCUCUCUAUGGUUUAAUUGGAAAUAUUCAGGACUUGUGAGUCUUUAAAGUUGAAUCUGAUUGUUGCUCCAGGACAUACAGGUCUUUACCACCUUUUCCAAAUUAAAGUUUUUUAGUUUAUUCCAGUAGCUAGGCGACUGUAAGUCGGAAACGGAAAUGCCUUGCCAGACAACUUCCGGAAUGGGCCGCCAUGGCUGCCAAGGAGGAGGUGCUCGCUUUGCAGGCUGAAGUUGCGCAGCGUGAGGCGGAGCUGAGGUCCCUGAAGCAGAGGCUGGCGGCUGCUCUAUUAGCGGAGCCGGGGCCAGAGCGGCUGGCUCCGGUGUCGCCCCUGCCACCGAAGGCCGCCCUGUCCCGAGAUGAAAUUCUGCGGUAUAGCCGGCAGCUGGUGCUGCCUGAGCUAGGCGUGCACGGUCAGCUGCGCCUGGCGACCGCGUCCGUGCUGGUCGUGGGCUGCGGUGGCCUCGGAUGCCCACUUGCGCAAUACCUGGCAGCGGCCGGUGUAGGCCGCCUGGGCCUUGUGGACUACGACGUAGUGGAAAUGAGCAACUUGGCCCGCCAAGUACUUCAUGGGGAGGCUUUGGCUGGCCAGGCCAAAGUUUUUUCGGCCGCCGCCUCGCUGCGCCGCCUCAAUUCCGCGGUGGAGUGCGUGCCCUACGCUCAGGCGCUUACGCCUGCCACCGCGCUAGACCUAGUCCGCCGCUUUGACGUGGUGGCCGACUGCUCUGACAACGUGCCCACUCGCUACCUGGUUAACGACGCCUGUGUGCUAGCCGGCCGGCCUCUCGUGUCGGCCAGCGCCCUGCGCUUCGAGGGCCAAAUCACAGUCUACCACUAUGAUGGCGGGCCUUGCUAUCGCUGCGUAUUCCCCCAACCACCUCCAGCGGAGACUGUAACCAACUGUGCGGAUGGCGGGGUACUCGGUGUGGUAACUGGGGUGUUGGGUUGCUUGCAGGCGCUAGAAGUGUUGAAGAUCGCUGCGGGUUUGGGCCCCUCUUACAGUGGGAGCCUGUUGCUCUUUGAUGCUCUCAGAGGACAUUUCCGCUGUAUUCAGCUGCGGAGCCGCAGGCCGGACUGUGCUGCUUGCGGGGAGCGACCCAGUGUAACUGAGCUGCAAGACUACGAAGCCUUUUGUGGCUCCUCAGCCACUGAUAAGUGCCGCUCCCUGCAGUUACUGAGCCCAGAGGAGCGAGUUUCUGUUACCGACUAUAAACAACUUCUGGAUUCUGGGUCACCUCACCUGUUGCUGGAUGUCAGGCCUCAAGUGGAAGUGGACAUAUGUCGUUUGCCUCAUGCCCUACACAUCCCUUUGAAACAUUUGGAACGUAAGGAUGCGGAGAGCCUGAAACUUUUAGGAGAAGCAAUCCAGGAAGGGAAGCAGGGUACUCAGGAAGCGACGGCUCUCCCAAUUUAUGUGAUUUGCAAACUGGGCAAUGAUUCCCAGAAAGCCGUGAAGAUCCUGCAGUCCUUGACAGCAGUUCAAGAAUUAGACUCUUUAGCUGUUCAGGAUGUUGUGGGGGGCCUCAUGGCCUGGGCUGCCAAAAUCGAUGCAACAUUUCCACAGUACUGAGGUGGCUGGUAGUCUGACCUUGGAAAGAUGUGGAUUGCCAAGCUACCCUAACUACAUUUAUUUGCGUUUUUUGUAUAUUGUAUGAAUCAGCCUGGGGUUCUCCAAUAUGUGUGAAUGCAAGGACUCAUUUUUAUAAGGGGCUUUUUAAAUUGUAACAUGGGGCAACUUAAUUAUGUUACUGUUUUAACAGCUGUCCACGUUUUCAGCGUUUGGAGGGUGUCUUGAACAUGUGAGAUAAAACAUGACAAGGUUUUGUGUUGAACUGCAGAUCAUUUGCCUGUCCUUUUUCUCCCAGCUUCUCCAAACACUUCUUUAAAUUGUCCAUUUUAAUGCUUAGAAAAGUGUAAUGCACUUAUAUCACAGGAGAUAUAUUUAGUGUCUGUUUAUUGUUUACAAAGACAUUCUUUGGAUAUUACUCCUACUUCAGGCAAUAGAACACAUCACACAGAAAAGUGUUUAAAGUCAUCUAAAUUAUCUGUGAAGUGAUCGUUUUAUUAAAUAUUUUGAGUUAAUAUCACAGAGAUAUUUAUAGCUUAGCAAGAUAAAGGAAACCACAUUGUAGUCUGUCACUUAUAAAUUGCUGUUUUUUUUCUUAAAGUUAGCUUCAGUGGGUGGUCCACCUUAUGAUAUACACACAGAACAGUUUCUAAACUCAACUGUGGUUUGGCUUGCUUUGGAAUCUUCAAGUCCAAGUCCCAAGUUUCUGCUUUCCCCUGAACUUUAUCCAAUCUGUUAACUUCCUACUUUUCUGUUAAGGUCAGGAUGCCAAAUACAGUAUUGAAUGACAGUGGAAUAGUGAAUAUUCUUAUCUCCUUCAUAACCUCAGAUGAAAAACUGACUUUUUAACCAAUAUCAAUUUUACUGCUUUACUGUAGGUUCCCUUUAUCAGAGUGGAGAAAUUUCUGUCUAUAGUUUGCUAAGAGUUUUCACUGGAUUUAUCAAAUGCUUUUCCUGCGUUAUUGGUUAUGAGCUUUUUUCCUCUUACAAUGAGUCACAUUGGUGACACAAAAAGUUGUGGAAAUAAAUGACAGACAUGGUGAGGACAGCAAA
Molecule: messenger RNA, 2741 nt
Organism: Manis javanica (Malayan pangolin)
Lineage: Eukaryota; Metazoa; Chordata; Mammalia; Pholidota; Manidae
Gene: MOCS3
Product: molybdenum cofactor synthesis 3
Biological process (GO): tRNA wobble position uridine thiolation; protein urmylation
Cellular component (GO): cytosol; cytoplasm
Molecular function (GO): URM1 activating enzyme activity; thiosulfate-cyanide sulfurtransferase activity; adenylyltransferase activity
Source: RefSeq, a predicted model, not a curated record